Molecule: messenger RNA, 1178 nt
Organism: Jaculus jaculus (lesser Egyptian jerboa)
Lineage: Eukaryota; Metazoa; Chordata; Mammalia; Rodentia; Dipodidae
Gene: Actbl2
Product: actin beta like 2
Exons: 1
Coding region: 48-1178 (376 amino acids)
Biological process (GO): axonogenesis; cell motility
Cellular component (GO): axon; cytoplasm; glutamatergic synapse
Molecular function (GO): nucleosomal DNA binding; protein kinase binding
Source: RefSeq, a predicted model, not a curated record
AUUUCACUAACUUCUGCUCAUCCACCCAGAAGAUCAGGGCCGACACCAUGGUUGAUGACGAUCUCUCUGCCUUGGUAGUGGAUAACGGGUCAGGGAUGUGCAAGGCAGGCUUUGGGGGUGAUGACGCACCCCGGGCUGUGUUCCCCUCCAUGGUGGGACGUCCCCGUCACCAGGGAGUCAUGGUGGGCAUGGGUCAGAAGGACUGUUACGUUGGGGACGAGGCCCAGAGCAAGAGGGGAAUCCUGACCUUGAAGUACCCCAUCGAGCACGGAGUAGUCACCAACUGGGACGACAUGGAGAAGAUCUGGUAUCACACCUUCUACAACGAGCUCCGCGUGGCGCCAGAUGAGCAUCCCAUCCUUCUCACCGAGGCACCCCUGAACCCCAAGAUCAACCGGGAGAAGAUGACCCAGAUCAUGUUCGAGGCCUUCAAUGCACCUGCCAUGUAUGUAGCUAUCCAAGCCGUUCUGUCCCUCUAUGCCUCGGGCCGGACCACAGGGAUCGUGAUGGACUCUGGCGAUGGGGUCACUCACACCGUGCCCAUCUAUGAAGGGUAUGCCCUGCCCCAUGGCAUUCUACGCCUGGAUCUGGCAGGCAGAGACCUGACUGAUUACCUCACGAAGAUCCUGACGGAAAGAGGCUAUAACUUUACCACCACGGCUGAGCGGGAGAUCGUGAGGGACGUCAAGGAGAAGCUGUGCUAUGUGGCCCUGGACUUUGAGCAAGAAAUGGUCACAGCCGCUGCCACCCCUUCCCUUGAAAGAAGCUAUGAGCUUCCUGAUGGGCAGGUGAUCACCAUCGGGAAUGAGCGCUUCCGAUGUCCUGAAGCCAUUUUCCAGCCUUCCUUGCUGGGCAUCGAGUCCAGCGGGAUCCACGAGACGACCUUCAACUCGAUCAUGAAGUGUGACGUGGACAUUCGCAAGGAUCUGUACGCCAACACCGUGCUGUCUGGAGGCAGCACUAUGUACCCAGGCAUCGCCGACCGGAUGCAGAAGGAAAUCGUCACCCUGGCACCGAGCACCAUGAAAAUCAAGAUCAUAGCGCCUCCGGAGCGCAAGUACUCCGUCUGGAUCGGGGGUUCCAUCCUGGCGAGUCUGUCCACCUUCCAGCAGAUGUGGAUCAGUAAGCUGGAAUAUGAUGAGGCCGGUCCCCCAAUCGUCCACAGAAAAUGCUUCUAA